AUGGGUGAUAGAAGAAGGCAUAGUAUGGCAAUGCAGAUGGCACAAUACCAAGCAAGGAUGGAGAUUGAGGAUGCAGAAUUGUUCAAUGCUGAAGUUGAACUAUUCAACUCGUUUAUGCAAUCUGAGCACAAUGGCGAAUCUAGCCAUCGUGGUUCUGUCACGGGGCGUUCAUAUGUGCAGCGUGAUAGAGAAGAGUGUCAUGAUCGAAUGAUGAAAGAUUAUUUCAUCGAGCGUCCGAGAUUUCAUGCUCAUGAUUUUCGGAGGCGGUUUCGGAUGAGGAGAGAGCUUUUUGAAAACAUCUUGAAUGCAGUUGUCAAUCAUGACCAAUACUUUGAACGGAGGGUAGAUGCCACCGGCCGACAAGGUCUAUCACCUCAUCAGAAGCUCACAUCUGCUUUUCGCAUGCUAGGUAAUGGAUGCUCUGCAGACUCAACUGACGAGUAUUGCCGCCUUGCAGAAAGUACUGCUAUUGAGAACCUGAAGCGCUUCUGUAAGGCAAUUGAAGGCAUAUAUGGAGCCACAUACCUCCGCAACCCAAAUCGUGCAGACUUGAAGAGGCUUCUACGCAAGGCAGAAAAAAGAGGCUUCCCUGGCAUGAUAGGAAGUCUCGAUUGUAUGCAUUGGGAGUGGAAGAAUUGUCCUACUGGUUGGGCUGGCCAAUUCAAGAGCCGUCAUGACAAGCCAACCAUCGUGCUCGAGGCUGUGGCGUCUUACGACACAUGGAUUUGGCAUGCUUUCUUCGGCGCUCCUGGAUCAAACAACGAUAUCAACGUUCUUUGGUCUUCUCCUUUAUUCGAUAAUGUUGUCAAUGGAUGGGCACCAGAAUUUCGGUACAAGGUAAAUGGUAAUAGAGGCAAGAGUCUUACAGGAAGGAUGUGGAGAGAGCGUUUGGGAUUCUACAAGCUCGAUGGGCCAUUGUUAGAGGGCCUGCACGAUUUUGGCAGUCCGAAGACCUCCAUUCAAUCAUGA
This is a messenger RNA of Pyrus x bretschneideri (Chinese white pear), 969 nucleotides long. RefSeq lists its product as uncharacterized. The record is from RefSeq and is a predicted model, not a curated record. NCBI's taxonomy places the organism in Eukaryota, Viridiplantae, Streptophyta, Magnoliopsida, Rosales, Rosaceae. The transcript has 2 exons. Bases 1 to 969 code for a protein of 322 amino acids.